AAAACAUAAAGCUAAGUUGUAGAAAUUCUUACCAAAUUAAAAUUAAAGAUUGCAAUUGAGAGACAGAGAGAUGGCUUGUGUUGCUUUAACUUCUCUGAUUGGAAGCAUUAAGAUUGAGUUUGUGAAAUCCACCCCAACACCAAGGGCAAGGCUGUGUCUCUAUGAUCAUCAUCAACCACUAAUCAAAUCUUUGCUUGAUAGCCUUUCUUUUCUGCAAGCCUUUCUCCAGAACAAAUCCAGUGGAGAUGGAGAUUAUGCACUCAGAGAUUUAGAAAUCCAAAUCAGAGACUUUGCACUCCAAGCUGAAGAUGACAUUGAAUUACAACUAAACAAUUUUCUUCUGGUCAAACACACAGCGUAUGAAGAAAAAGUUUCCCAGAAACUCCAUCAGACUAUGCAAGAAGCAGCACAAAGCGCAGAAGAGUUGUUGAAGAUAAUCAACAGUAGUAGAAGAAGCAAUGAAGUUGAUGAUGAUGAGGCAAAUGAAACUCAACCAUCAAAUACUACUUGGUUAAAACAUCAUGCCACUGUUGAGUCUGAUGGAUCCUUAAUGGUUGGCCGUCACCAUGAUUGUAGAGUCAUAAAGGACCAACUCUUUUCUUCCCGAUAUGAGCCACCAAAGUUAAUCUCAAUUGUUGGAAUGGUGGGUAUUGGAAAGACUACUGUUGCAAGAAAUGUGUAUGAAGAUCCAUCAGUUGCAUCACAUUUCGAUGUAAGAGGUUGGGUUACUAUACCUCAACACUACGAUAAGAGCAGAAUGCUAAGCGACCUUCUUCAGUCAAUUACGCCAGAGGAGCGAAAUGUAGUUAAAAAGGGAAGCACUCCAUAUGAACUACAAUUGCAGGUACGCAAAUGCUUACGUGGUAGGAGGUGUUUAAUUGUUUUGGACAACAUUAUAAGCACUGAAGCUUGGACUGACAUCAGAAAGUGUGUUCCUGAUGACAAGUUUGGAAGUUGCAUAUUACUAACCACUAGACACUUCAACCUAACCGACCGGUAUAAAUACUUGAGGUGCUAUACCCAUAACAUGACUUUGCUAGAUUCAAAAGAAAGUUGGGAACUAUUUUGUAAUAGUCUUUCUAUUGAAGAGCACUUGGCCCCUAAAUUUGAAAAAAUUAGGAACCAUGUUGUGGAGAAGUGUGAUGGAUUACCCCAGUUAAUUGUUGAAGUUGCCAAGCGUUUAGCUAAAUGUAACAACAUACAAGAAGGGUGGAAAAAGAUUGAAAAGGAAUUAGAGUCAUUGGGACUUCUAGAUCGCAAUGCACUCAGUGUUAGUUACAAUAUGUUGCCACACCAUUUGAAAGUUUGCUUUCUAUACUUUGGAGUCUUCCCAAAACGUAAAAAAAUUCUUGUUAAAAUGCUUAUAAUGUUGUGGAUUGCCGAGGGAUUUGUGAAGCUAUUGAAACAUAAGGAGUUGGAAGAUGAAGCUUAUGAGUACUUACAAGAGCUUACUGAUACAAGUCUUCUCUUAAUUGAAGAUCAAAGUUGUAACGGCAAAAUAAAGACUUGUAGAAUGCACAGUGCUAUGCAUAGCUUCUGUGUAGUAGAAGCUCAGAAAGAAGGUAUUUUAUGUGCAGUAAAUACUCAGCAACAUCUAGGAUUGUCUUUAAAAGCAUUUGCAAAUUCCUGUCGUUGGCUAAGUUUGUACUCACACAGUUUUGACUAUUAUGUGCUCUUUGGUACAAACAUCCCUCGCUCCAUUUUCUUCUUUCACGAAAAUCCUGAUGAAAUGUUUGUUCCUCCCAAGCUGUUAAGAGUUUUGGCUGUUGAUACUUCUAUAUCACUUCAAAGCGUGCCAGUGCAAUUAGGGGGUUUAGUUUUUUUGAGAUACCUAUACAUAACACAAUGGUACAAGGAUCUAAAUGAUGUAGUGUCAAAUAAUCCAAAUUUAGAGACACUUGUUGUUUCUGGUAAUGGAACACCAACUGUCCAUUUGCCAUCUAGUAUUUGGAAGCCACCACUCUUAAGGCAUCUUGAACUUGGCAAUUCAUUUAUGGUUGGUCCUCCAAGUGCAUAUAAGAAGUAUUUACAAACAUUAUCUUGCAUGGUGAGGCCAGUUCAUUGCAGAAAAAAGAUGUACAAUAAGUUCCCUAACAUAAAAAAUCUGAAACUUUUGCUGAAGGAUGACAUAGAGCCUCCCAGUCACAUUGGAGGGUGUUGCAGUAAUCCUAUUAUUUUGGAUCAUUUUGACUAUUUUAAAUGGCUUGAGAAGCUAAGCAUCACAGUUUCUAUUGGUUGCAAUGCAGCCCUUCCAGAACUGGCUAGGUUUCCUUCAGGACUAAAGAAGUUGAAGUUGAGUGGAACUAAUAUUUCUGGGAGGGACUUGAAUGUAAUUGCCAUGUUACCCAAGCUUAGGGUGCUCAAGUUGGAAAAUGCCUUCCAUGGAACAGUAUGGUACGCAGUAGCUGAAGGAGGAUUUCGGGAAUUAAUAUUCUUGCUCCUUGAAGCAAAAGAACUCAAGAAGUGGGUAGUUAGCUGGAAUCAGUUUCCGAUGCUCAGGCACAUAGUCUUAAGAUCCUGUAACUGUUUGAAACAGAUGCCAAGGGAUUUUGAAGGUUACAGCUUGGAGACAAUUGAGUUGGAGGGGUGUAACUCUUCCCUUGUCACUUCUGCCAAGCAGUUUCAACAAAUGAGAAGAUUCAAUGAUUUAAAGCCUGAAUAUGAUGAAUCAAAUAUGGAAGGGUAUGUAGAAGACGAUUUGGUUGGGCUUCCUUUUCUUGAGCUGAUAAAACUGAAAGAAGUCUCCAAUGAUUCAUAUUGGAAAGGCACUGACAGAAAUUUUAGUAAGCUAAAGUUCUUGUUCCUUAGAGCUAAAAACUUCGGCAUGAAGGGUAAACUUCCUCAAUCUCACAUAACUGAGAGUUGUGGGGGUUCCUGGUGA
Ipomoea nil (Japanese morning glory) is the source of this 2881-nucleotide messenger RNA. RefSeq names its product putative late blight resistance protein homolog R1A-4. The record is from RefSeq and is a predicted model, not a curated record. Gene Ontology annotation, molecular function: ADP binding. Lineage: Eukaryota; Viridiplantae; Streptophyta; Magnoliopsida; Solanales; Convolvulaceae. Gene Ontology annotation, biological process: defense response to other organism. The transcript is spliced from 4 exons. The coding region runs from base 71 to 2881 and encodes 936 amino acids.